Sorghum bicolor (sorghum) is the source of this 1127-nucleotide messenger RNA. RefSeq lists its product as uncharacterized. Gene Ontology annotation, cellular component: chloroplast. NCBI's taxonomy places the organism in Eukaryota, Viridiplantae, Streptophyta, Magnoliopsida, Poales, Poaceae. The transcript has a single exon. The record is from RefSeq and is a predicted model, not a curated record. The coding region runs from base 135 to 701 and encodes 188 amino acids.
CCAUCCACUGGCGCCUGGCGGCUCCGCGGCUGUCGUGGCAGUAGUUGCCAGAGCCGUCGCAGCCACCCAAACCCCAUCAACGAAACGGCGCCAAUCCAGAGACCGGCGACCCCGACCGCCCGACGAGCUCCACCAUGAAGCACCUCGUCCUCCCCUCCCCUCUCCCUCUCCUCCUCCACCGCCCCACCAAGCCCCAUCUCCUCCACCCUCGCCGCCGCCUCGUCUCCAUCCGGAACGCCGCAUCCGGCGGCAGCUCCGGCGAACCCACCCCUGCCGCGGAUACGGCCACCGGGACGUCUCCGCCGGCCGGUGCCACUGCCAAGCCCGCCGGCGUCAAGGACCGCCUGAAGGCGAGGAACCAGUCCCGCCGGGUCCAGCUGGACUCCCCACCGCCGGAGGUGGUGGUGGUGCCGAAGAGGAAGCCCGCCGCGUCGUCGUCGUCGUCGUCGUCGUCCCCUGCGCCGAAGAGGAAGGAGAGGCGGAAGGAGUGGGAGGAGAUGAGCGUGGGCGAGAAGGCCGCGGAGCUCUAUGUCGGGGAGAAGGGCCUUCUCUUCUGGCUCAACAAGUUCGCCUACGCCUCCAUCUUCAUCAUGGUCGGCGCCUGGAUCCUGUUCCGCUUCGUCGGCCCCUCGAUCGGCCUCUACCAGCUCGACGCCCCGCCGCUGCCGCCCACCGCCGUGUUCGGCGGCGGCUCCCCGUGACGGCACCAGAGCGUCGGCGUCAGAGUCGUUUCUGAGUGGGGUACACUAGGUAGAGCUAGCGUAGCGGACUAAUAAUAAGGCAAAGAUUGAGGAAGAAGAGGACGCGAAUUUCGGAGCCAAAAAUUGGAUCUUUUGCUGGCAAUGGCAAUGUGGAGUGUAGAUGCGCAGUUCUUGGAGCUUCAGAGCAUGACACUGCUGAAUUCCGGGUUUAUCUGUGCAAACAUGUUUGGUUUUGUAUAGGCAAGCAAUUCAUUUCGGUAUGCUCUUCAAUUGAGUUUGAGAAGCUGAGAUUAAGAGGCCAUGCUGCAGCCGUUUCUUGUAAUGAAGACAGAAAUUUUCAGAACAGAAUUUGAGUUCAAAAGACCAUUGGGCAGGAAAUGGACAACAAGAUGUAAUUUCUAUUUGUACGUCUCCUAUGCAAAUCUC